Molecule: messenger RNA, 3032 nt
Organism: Anopheles moucheti
Lineage: Eukaryota; Metazoa; Arthropoda; Insecta; Diptera; Culicidae
Product: sodium-coupled monocarboxylate transporter 1
Exons: 11
Coding region: 1-2436 (811 amino acids)
Biological process (GO): sodium ion transport; transmembrane transport
Cellular component (GO): membrane
Molecular function (GO): symporter activity
Source: RefSeq, a predicted model, not a curated record
AUGGCGCACAAAAUGUCCGCUGCAACGUCCGCUCGGUGGUGGUGUCUGGUGGUGCUGGCGGUGUGCUUUGUCACACUCGGUGCAGUUGAAUCGGCCUCGACCAGGCUCGGUAUGGUGCAGGAUGACGUGACGCCGGUGGAAGACAGUGAAGACAACGAACCGUCGGGAGACUCGAAACCAUCGUUCAGUGUCUACGAUUACUUGGUUGUCGCAGCCAUGCUGGUCAUCUCAAUAGGCAUCGGCGUGUUUUAUGGAUGGUUUGGUCCGAAGGGUGCAUCGGAUGCGAAUGGUGGUGGCGAAGCGGCCUCCAGCGAUGACUUCCUGCUCGGUUCGGGCAUGAGCCUGUUUCCGGUGACGCUUAGUCUGACCACCAGCUUCAUCACGGCUAUCGAGCUGCUCGGUAACCCGUCGGAGAUGUUCUUCAAUGGCACCCAGUUCGCGCUAAUCGUCAUCUCGAUGGUUCUGGUUGUGCCGAUUGCGGUGAAAGUGUUCUACCCCAUCUACUACAAAUUGGAGGUCACCAGCUGUUACGAGUAUCUCGGGAUGCGGUUCGAUAAGCGGAUCAGAGUUUUCGGUGCGGUACUUUACAUUCUCCAGAUGCUGUUCUACACGUCGGUAGCCGUCUUGGCACCUGCCAUCGCCCUCUCGGAAGCAACAGGUCUGAACAAGUACAUUGCCGUCGUCUUGAUCUACUCCGUGUGCAUCUUCUACUCGUCGCAGGGUGGCAUGAAGGCGGUCGUUAUCGCUGAUACGUUCCAGGCUUUCGUGCUGCUGCUGUCGCUCAUACUGAUACUCGCACUCGGUUCGCACUACUCGGCCGCACUGCCCGAAGUGUUUAGCCGUGCCGAGGAACACGGAAGGAUUGAAUUUUUCAACUUCGAUCCCAAUCCGACGACCCGCCAUUCGGUGUUUUCCGUCAUCAUCGGUGGCUUUUUCUACUGGACCUCGAUGUUCUGCACCAAUCAGGCGUCCGUUCAAAAAUGCAUGUCAUUAAAAUCGCUGAAAACGGCCAAACUUGCACUCUAUUUUUCGCUGAUCGGAUUGAUUGCGGUGUUUUUGAUAAACUUCUACACGGGAUUGAUGACUUUCGCACACUAUUCCGACUGUGACCCGCUGGCGGCGGGCCAGAUCACUGCCAAGGAUCAACUGCUACCGUUCUACGUGAUGGAUGUGUUCGGGCAUAUCAAAUGCAUGACGGGGAUAUUUGUGGCCGGUAUAUUUGCCGCGAGCUUGGGCACCGUUGCAGCGGCACUGAACUCGUUGGCGGCGGUCACAUCCGAGGAUCUGCUGGCGUCCGGUAUGGAAAUAAAGAUCCCGGACGGGAAGGGCGCACUGUACGCGAAGUGGAUGUCCCUGGGCUUCGGAUUGGUUUCGUUCGGUUUGGUGUUCGUGGUGGAACGACUCGGUGGUAUUCUGCAGGCCACCCUCACACUGAACGGGCUGAUCGGUGGCGUCACGCUUGGACUGUUCAGCCUUGGCAUCUUUUUCCGGCGAGCAAACAGCAAGGGUGCGCUACUGGGUGGAAUUCUAUCGCUAGUGCUGGUCAUUGUGGUGGGAGUGUUGGCACAAGUGAACAAUGAAGAAACACCCCCACUGCCCUCAUCGUUGGACGGUUGCAAUGCGACGAUCCCGCUAAGCCAUGAAGGAUUCGCAUACGAAAUAGCACCAUCAGAUGGGUCGGUUAGCUUGGCGCUGCAGAGCCAUGGCAAUGAAGCUUUUGAGCAUCUUUUGGCGAUCGCCACCAGGGACGGUUGGAGCGAUGGUGGAGAGUUGGAGAAUCAUUUCUACAGGCUGUCCGACGAAGAUGCUGCAGCUUCCCUGCAGAGCGAUGUGAUAAAAGCAUCCACCAGACAGGAGGAUUCAACCGACGAUUCGUCCUCAUGGUUUGCGGCCGUAUACCGAAUCAGCUACAUGUGGUACAGUUGCCUCGGGGCAUUACUGACGGUGAUCUUCGGUUUGCUCAUCUCGCUAUUCACAUCGGACAAUUCGUGCAGUUGCUGGAACCGGUCCACGGUUGAUACGGUUCUACCCACCAGUAGCAGUGCGGUACCCUCCAAGGAAUCAAUCCAAUCUGCGGCCGAAAGUGGUGCUGGCAAACGUAGCAAACUCAGCGUGGGUUCGAUGGCCCCGCUAGCGCUGAUGAUGGGCACAUCGGUAAAGCACAGCCCUGCCGGUGGUUCAAGUUUCCCGAAGUCAAAGGAAAUUCUUGCGAACGAGGCUAGCAUUGGUUCCAGUGUCGCGAGCUUAUACUCGAUCGACCAGCAGACGAUUACCUCCGAGCUGGACGGAUCGUACACGGAGGAAGACAGACAGGAGGACACGUUGCGAACAGCAGCGCAUGGGUCGGAAGGAUGGACGAAUCGUGGAGGUAUCAGUGGAUACUCCACGUUUUCCACGACACCAUCUUCGAUGAAGGUGGAAAGUGAACGAUUUUAAUUAUGAAUUUCUAAAGCUUCCAUUUCCGUACGAAUAGCAUUUCCAACCAGUUGGGGGGGAGCAAGCGGUACCUAAGGUAGUGAUAGAUAUUUUCGUUCGUAUAAUGUUUCAUCCAUCGAAGGGAAAUGACACCAUAUCUAUCGGGAGAUAGGGAGGACCAGUGUUUUUUUCUUCUUCUCAGGUGUCCUCCAUUAUGUAAGCUAGGGUUUUCCAAUCGAUACUCGAAAUUGUGGGACAUGUGUAUUGCUGUAGAUAGAACUGCGCCCAUACUUAUUCACGAUUGCGCUUCACGAGUGACGUUCCACUUCAUCACAUGCUCGAAACCGAGUCACUUUUUUACCGUAGUCUAGAUUGCUAUUUUGUUUGUUAAAAGUUAGUGCACCCGACUUUCCUACGCUCAGUAUUUAUCAUUUUGAUUUUAUGUACCCUGCUACAGUCGGGGGUGUAGGGUAAUGAAAAUGUUUAGCUCGUACGUACCGACGAUGGAGAUGUUGAAUCUGUUCUGUUGCAGCUGUUUAACUUGUAUGUAUGCAGGUACGGCAGGAUUGCACACUUUCGGGCGGAAAUAAAACAUCGGCCAACUGCCGGAUAUUUGU